Lichtheimia ornata is the source of this 2919-nucleotide messenger RNA. RefSeq lists its product as uncharacterized. Lineage: Eukaryota; Fungi; Mucoromycota; Mucoromycetes; Mucorales; Lichtheimiaceae. Gene Ontology annotation, molecular function: structural constituent of nuclear pore. Gene Ontology annotation, biological process: protein localization to nuclear inner membrane; protein import into nucleus; RNA export from nucleus. The transcript has 15 exons. Gene Ontology annotation, cellular component: nuclear pore inner ring; nuclear pore. The record is from RefSeq and is a predicted model, not a curated record. Bases 1 to 2919 code for a protein of 972 amino acids.
AUGCCUGUUGCAAAUUCUCCUGAACAGAAAGUGAAAGCAGCACAUGAAGCAUCGGAGACGCUUGAUCGAGUCAGGGCAUUAGAUACACGACUUCCUGAUGUGGGUGAUUUGUUCACGGCAUCCAGUUCAGGCUCGUAUUCCAUUCCUGGGGCAAAUGCAGUGGCACCUUUCCUCGUCAAACAAAAUAUCACCUUGCCUCCAUUGGGUCUUGAACAUUUACGCAACUGGAAGUCAGACAACUCGGCAGGCAUCUUUCCAGAGAUAGAACGUGCAUUCUUCACGGUGGAGAAUCGAUUAUACUUGUGGAAUUACAUGGAAAGGAAGGAUAUAGACACAUAUGAAGAAUCUCAUCCCAUCAUUGGUGUUGGAUUGGUCAAGCCAAAGCGUGAUAUCUUCAAUCCCGAUAUCACCCAUGUCCUCGUCAUAGCAACAACAUUGCAUAUCAACGUCGUCGCCAUUUCUUUCAAACGAUCACCUUCUGGAGCAACUCAGCUGACAUUCUAUCGCACCGACAUGUUCACAUCCACCUCGGGAGAAAUCAUUUCAACCAUCAUCGGUACCAAGCAAGGUCGUAUCUUCAUGCUCAGUAAACAAGGUCGCGUUUGGGAAUUGGAUUAUCGAAGAGAAGAAGGGUGGUUCACAAGCAAGUGUUCAAAGAGGGCAUGUCCAGGAAUAGCAAGCUAUACUACUUUCUUGGAAUUCUCAUCCGAACCAUGCAUCGCCAUUGCUGCUGACGAUGAGGGACGCGUCUUGUAUCAGCUUUUUGAAAGUUCAGCUAUCCAGGUGACCUAUCUAGGAGAAGAUGGUCUUUCCUUCAAGAAUGUUGUCAAGAACAACAAGAUCCACACAGCUGCUCGUCUCAUGUGCCCUUCAUCCACGGACAUUAACGACUUUAAGAUUUCUUGGAUCCAACCCACGACACCCGCCGAAGCCAAAAGUUACCAACUUGUGGCAGUAACGUCUACCGGAUGUCGUCUUUACUUUACCUACUACAGCCAGGGAUCCAAGUCGAAAGGUGCACCCAAUACGCUCGAGCUAGUCCAUGUACGCACACCACCACCCACGUUACCCGAAUCCACCUAUUUGUCUUCAAGUUUGUAUAAGCAAGGGGUCUUUAUUGCUGUGGGCAAGAAAGAGGAGAAGCAAUUCAUUGCUGUUGCAUCGCCAGAUAUUGGAAAAAUGUCGACAAUGGGAGCCCAUGGUGGUUUUUCAGAGUUCACCAAUUGCUUAGAUAUCAAUGGGGAUGUGAUUUCCAUGGCAGAAAUGUCCGCUACAGAAAUGGGUCUCAACGAAUUAGCUGCUCAACCUACUGGAUCUCCUCGACACUUUUUGCUAUUUACGACUGUCGGCAUAUGGAUUGUGAUGAAGCAACGCCCUGUGGACAUUUUACACCAUUUGCUCAUGAGCAACUCCAUCAAUGGCAUCGUACAACCAAGAGAUUUCCAAAAUUUCUUUGAACUCUUCGGCGACGUCAAUUCAUCAGCAUUGUGCUUCCAAUUGGUAUGCAGCACUUCCAAUAUCAGCAUGAACACAGAUGCUUUACAACCUUUGAGUACAUCUACCGAUGCGGUGAAGGGUGCAACACAGCUAUUAGAAACAUUGGGACAAUCACGGUCGUCUUUGAGCCAAUCAGUGACCUAUUCAUCUCGACACGAUGGUCUUGCUCUCUUUAUCAGUCGUCUUAUUCAGCCAGUUUGGACCAAGCGUUUACUUUCAGAAAAAAUCGAUGCCGGUCGAGUCUCGUACAACAGCUUACUUUCACGAGAGCUUUUAAUAUCUACACAACAAAUUCUACGUAAACUUCAAGGAUUUAUGAACCUUAACGUUACGCUAUAUCCCCAGGCCGAAUCACGUGCUCCAGAAGAGCAUUCUUUACGCGAGCUGCAUGACCUUGUAGUGCUACUAUCUGAUGCCAUUUCAUUCUUCCUUUAUCUCCUGGAUAACAACACAUCAAAGGUUCUCACAAGCUUGAAACCUACGACUCGAGAACGCUUCUUGUCAUCUACAUUUAAAGACUUGAUCACAACCAACGACGGACGAUCCAUCAGCAGCGAUUUGGCAUUUGGCAUCAUUGACGAGACUUUGGCACGCUAUGGCAAUUUGGACAUUGUGAUUGAUAUAUUGGAAAAGCAUUGUGGAUCCUUUUGUGAUGCAUCCGAUGCACUUUUAUACAAGGCGUACAAGCACAUUGAAGCUGCCAAAGGAGAAGUCAGCGCACCCCGAGCUCGUAGUGCCCUUGAAGAGUCUCUCCAGCUCUUGAAACGUAUAGCAGUCCAUAUCCCCUACGAAAAGGUCCGCGAGAUUGCAAAGAGUUAUUUGGCUCUAGGUGAACCUGUCCUUGCAGUAGAACUCGUCAUAUUUUGCGUCAAAUCGAGAGAACCUCCACAUGCAUCAUCCACUGGAUCUGAAUUCCCCGCCAAACAAGAAGACAUGAUGUUUAUGCAUCUACGACAUCCCUUUUACGGCUGCCUAUGCGAAUUGUUAAAGGAAACCAUGGAAUCAACAUCCAUUUCUGGAUCACAAAAAAGUCAAGCAUUCCAAGUAGUAUUUGGUGUUGAUAACGUGGACCUUCAUCGUUACCUCUAUGAACAAUUCAUCCAUGCCAACCUGGGUCCUGAGCUGAUAAAGCUUAUGCCACCUCGUUUGGAAGAAUUCCUUCAGUCAGAGCCACAUACCAUUGAUCGAAUUGAACUUUUGGCGGAUUUCUAUCGAUACACUGAGCAAUACGAACAAGCUGCAUAUACAUUUGGAUGGCUGGUAGAGAACAGCUCCAAUGUCUCUAGGGAGCGCCAAAUUGAUUGGUUAACAAGGGCGUCUGUUUGUGCAAAAUCAGUUUCAUCAGCAGCAAAACAAUUCGAGAUGCUCACACUACAAAAGCAACUCGACACGAUGUUGACGGAAUUACGUGGAUAUAGUUGA